AUGUUUGAAGAGGCUCAAACACCAAAGAGCAGCUCCUUCUGUCUCAUCUGCCGGAGCUUACUUCUCCCCAGAGACUCAGCAGCAGCAGCAGCAGGUGACCGAGCGGAAGCCGAGCAGCCGACCUGGUGUCCUUCGCGCUGCUCCUGCUGUCGUUUCCUGGAGGAUCCUCUUUGUGGAGCAGGUGUUAAGCUCUUUAACCGCAGCAGAUGGCAGUCCCAGGCACGCGUCAGCCUCCUGCUCCCCUCCUCACCCACUCUCAGGCUGGAUAAGCUGCAGCCUGUUAGCCUACUUCAGCGCCGACGUUUGCCCCACAUGCUGCACAUCAACAUGAUCUGA
Messenger RNA from Knipowitschia caucasica, 336 nucleotides. NCBI's taxonomy places the organism in Eukaryota, Metazoa, Chordata, Actinopteri, Gobiiformes, Gobiidae. The record is from the annotation of a GenBank genome assembly.